This is a messenger RNA of Indicator indicator, 745 nucleotides long. RefSeq names its product mitochondrial ribosomal protein L14 (gene MRPL14). Gene Ontology annotation, biological process: translation. The coding region runs from base 52 to 492 and encodes 146 amino acids. Gene Ontology annotation, cellular component: mitochondrion; ribosome. The transcript has 3 exons. The record is from RefSeq and is a predicted model, not a curated record. NCBI's taxonomy places the organism in Eukaryota, Metazoa, Chordata, Aves, Piciformes, Indicatoridae. Gene Ontology annotation, molecular function: structural constituent of ribosome.
CGCGAGCGGGCGGCGCGCGUUCCCCGUGAAGGGCAGGUUACCAGAAUCUGAAUGGCUCUCUGGAAUAGGCGGUUUGGUUUAUCCUUAACCAAUGUAAGCAGGACAGUGAUCCAGCGACACUUCAGUGUCACUGGAGCAUGCCAAGCAAUACAGAAACUCACCCGCGUGCGAGUGGUGGACAACAGCGCCUUGGGGAACACACCGUACCACCGCCCACCAAAAUGUAUCCAUGUGUAUAACAAGAAUGGAGUUGGCAAAGUAGGAGAUACGAUCCUUUUGGCUAUCAAAGGAGAAAAGAAGAAGGCUUUAAUUGUAGGGCACAAGAUGCCUGGCCCCGCCAUGACACCUAGAUUUGAUUCCAACAACGUGGUACUCAUAGAAGACAACGGGAAUCCAAUAGGGACUAGAAUAAAAACACCAAUACCUUAUAUCUUGCGACGGAGAGAAGGGAAGUUCUCCAAAGUACUGGCCAUUGCCCGUAACUUUGUGUGAAAGCUAAGCAAGGUCUCUGACAAUCCUGUUUAUAUCCUUUCAUACAGUAGCUGUUCCUUGGUCCUAGAAGAUGGUGUAAAAGUUGAGGCUCAUAAGAACUCUUUUCCUAUUUCAGAAUUAAAAGCAAUUAGUUUUAAGUGUUGAAAUACCUUUUUUUUUUUUUUUUCCUCCAAAAGAAUGUUGAUUCAUUUCACAGAACAUCUGCAGUGUGGUUGGGCAAUGGUCCUUCACCCUUACUGCUCCAGUGGUCUCA